Phaeodactylum tricornutum CCAP 1055/1 is the source of this 2483-nucleotide messenger RNA. RefSeq names its product P1B, P type ATPase (gene ATPase2-1B). Gene Ontology annotation, biological process: monoatomic cation transport; copper ion homeostasis. Gene Ontology annotation, cellular component: membrane. The transcript has a single exon. NCBI's taxonomy places the organism in Eukaryota, Bacillariophyta, Bacillariophyceae, Surirellales, Neidiaceae. The annotation marks the transcript as partial. Gene Ontology annotation, molecular function: ATP binding; P-type divalent copper transporter activity; copper ion binding. The record is from RefSeq and is a predicted model, not a curated record.
AGUAUUCGUUUCCAAAUUGGUGGCAUGAGCUGUGCAGUUUGUACAGGACGCGUAGAGCGUGCCUUGCGAUCUGUCCCAGGAGCCACCGACGUACAGGUAAUGCUAGCAACCUCACGGGCCUGCAUCCAAAUAGAAAAUGAAUUUGAAAGUAAUCGUCAAGUGAUCGAGGAAGCGUGUGUGAUUGCGGUCCGAGAGGCGGGCUACGAGUGUCAGCCACUAGCUUCGGAUAGCAGUGGUGGUAGCUCCUUGCAGCAAAACGCAGCCCAGCUUGAAGGUGCACGCAUUGAAGAGCUCUCAUCCUGGAGGCGUCUCCUGAUUGUUAGUUUGGUAUUGACUGUUCCGAUGAUUGCGGUGCAUCACGGUCAUGCUGAAUUCGGACCGACUGAUAUGGUGCCAUCCCCCGCAAUGUGGUUGAUGUUUAUUUUUUCGAGUCUAGUGCAGUUUGGCGUCGGCCGAAGAUUUUAUCGGUCCGCAUGGAACGGUCUAGUUCACGGGCGGGUUUUGGGUAUGGACUUUUUGGUCGUCCUUGGCACCACCGCCAGCUACGUCAACAGUCUAGUUCUAUUCGGAAUCCAGUUGUGGACGGGUCGCAUGACGGCUCUUUCCCCAACAUUUUCGACCGGCGCCAUGCUGCUCACCUUUGUUACGCUCGGAAAAUACAUGGAAGCUUACGCGAAGGGCAAGACAACUGGGGCGCUGCAAGCUCUCAUGGAAUUGCAACCAUUAUGUGCCGCGCGGGUGUGUUUGCAGCCUGGUGGUGCGCUAGAGAGCCCGGUCGAUAUUUCGUCGUUGGUCACCGAGGAGGUUGAUGCAAGGGAUAUUCAAAUCGGAGAUUACUUACGCGUGUUACCAGGGUCCCGCAUUCCCACCGAUGGGAUCAUCGCAGCGCUGUCAGGUCACAAGAAGGGACUGGAGCUGAAUACUGCGUACGUGGACGAAUCAGCUUUAUCGGGAGAACCCUUUCCCGUCGCUAAAUCGUUGGGCGACCAAGUUUUUGGGUCGACCGUCAAUCAAUUGUCCGCUGUGAUUGUAAAAGUAACUGCGACAGGUGGCGAGACAGUGCUUUCGAAAAUUGUUCGCCUCAUGGAAGAUGCUCAACGUGAAAAGGCUCCUAUCCAAGUGUACGCCGACAAAAUUGCUUCGGUUUUCGCUCCGGUCGUUAUUGGUCUAGCUCUGAUAACCUUUUUUGCCUGGUUCACGAUGAACAAAAAUGUGGCCGUGGAAGAUCGAUUCUUUUUAGCCUUUAUGUCUUCGAUAUCGGUCGUUGUUGUGGCAUGCCCCUGUGCGCUAGGAUUGGCAACCCCCACAGCUGUUAUGGUGGGGACUGGCGUCGGUGCAACUCAUGGCUUGCUGAUAAAGGGCGGUGCUGUUUUGGAGAAGAUGCACGGGAUUGAUACUAUCAUAUUUGACAAGACGGGGACGUUGACUACCGGGAAAGCUGUGCUGGGGGAGCGAGUUGAGCUUGUAAAAGCUAUGUCGGAUGAUCUAUUUAAGAAUUUACCGUCGCCGGUAACGCCAGCCAGCUGUGUUCUUUGGUUAGCGGCAUGUGCUGAAGCUCAGUCGGAACACCCUUUGGCGGAUGCUAUUGUGAAUGCGGCAAAAGGUAUGUGGGGUGGCGAUGUCACUCGGGCGCAAGACGGCGUGUGCAUCGAAGACUUUCAGCUUGUUCCUGGUCAAGGAGUAGAAUGUCGUGUGACGAGGCCGGCUUGGGGAAGCUACUACGUGCGGGUCGGUAGCGACUCGUGGGCUAAGCCAGGUUCCGAUAUAAGUGGAGACGCCCAGGCCACCGCACUCCGCCAACGGGGCCAUGUCGCAGUAUAUGUCAGCAUUCUCGAAGCAAACUCGCCUGUAGGAAUCCGUCGUGUAGUUGGAGUUUUCGGAAUUGUUGAUCCAGUUGAACCGGAGGCCCGAAGUACGGUGUUGGCCCUGCAGGCGAUGGGAAUCGAAGUUUGGAUGUGCACAGGCGACCACGUCUUGACGGCAAACGCUGUGGCGGCCGAGGUUGGAAUCACGAGGGAACAUAUUUGUUCCGAAACUACUCCACAAGGGAAAGCUGACCUAGUAACUAGGCUUCAGCAAACUCGGAGAAGGAACGUUAAGCGGGAAGUUCUCUCGACAAAUAUGACACGCCGUGUUGCAGUUGUGGGAGAUGGGAUCAAUGAUGCCGUCGCUUUGGCGAGAGCCGAUGUCGGUAUUGCAGUCGGUGCAGGAACCGAAAUUGCUGUGGAAGCCGCUGAUGUUGUUCUUGUGCGUUCGUCACUGCACGACGUUGUGAUUGCCCUACACCUUUCUGAAGUCGUCUUCCGUCGCAUUAUGAUGAACUUUUUGUGGGCCAUGUCCUACAACGUUUUCGCCCUACCUUUUGCAGCUGGUGUCUUGUACCCAUUCACAGACUUCCGGUUGCCGCCUGAGCUCGCUGGAUUGAUGAUGGCUUUCAGCUCCGUAAGCGUUGUCACAAGCAGCCUGCUGUUGCGUAACUAUAA